AAUGGUGAGGAACACCCGGUCGCUUAUUGCAGCCGUUCACUUAAUAAGCAAGAAAGGAAUUACUCUGCUACAGAAAGAGAGGCGUUAGCGGUCGUCUUUGUUGUAGAACAUUUUCGUCCUUACCUGGAGGGUAGUCGACCUUUUAGGAUAAUCACUGAUCAUUCGAGUUUGAAAUGGUUUUUGAACUUAAAAAACCCCACUGGAAGACUGGAACGUUGGGGUUGUCGUUUGUCUCCUUACAAUUUUACCGUCGAACAUCGGAAAGGGAAGGAGAAUGUGGUACCUGAUGCACUGUCUCGUGCAGUGCCCGUGAAUGUUGUUUCCUCCAAUAAUGACUCUUGGUACGCAAAUAUCCUCUCCCGGUGUCUAAAACGACCCCAGUCAUGCCCUAACUACCAGAUCAUCGAAGGUAGGCUGUAUCGGUAUACCAAAAGCAACUCAACCUUGACGAGCGACUUCGACUGGAAGGAAGUAAUCCCGCCGGAAGAGAGACUGAAUGUUAUUAUAAAGAACCAUGACACGCCCAUGGGGGCCCAUAUGGGAGCUGAAAAGACAUACAAGCGUUUAAGACUCCGCUACUUUUGGCCUGGCAUGUACGGCGAUGUAGCGGAUCAUGUGGCCAAAUGCGACAUUUGUAAAUCUUACAAGCAUCAAAACCAACUCACUCCAGGUUUGAUGGGUGAGCCCAAAGUUUGUCGUCGCCCAUUCCAGUGCAUCAGCAUGGAUUUAGUUGGUCCACUGCCACGGUCGCGACAACAACACGAACACCUUCUGGUAGUAGUAUGUUGUUUUACCAAGUAUUGUCUACUCUUCCCGCUCCGCCGUGCCACUAGUAAAAAUGUCGCCGGGAUUCUGGAGGACCACAUCUUUUUGGUGCAUGGUAUUCCACAAACAGUAAUUGCAGAUAAUGGACCCCAAUUCAUCGGGCAUGAAGUAAAGGACUUAUUCCUCAAGUAUAAUAUCCCCCAAGUCCACUACACACCUAUUUACACUCCUCAGGUUAACACUGUCGAGCGUUAUAAUAGGACCGUCGUUACCGCCAUCGCUACAAUGGUAGGGUCGGAUCACCGAACUUGGGAUUGUCACCUUGCAGAAAUACAGUUCGCCAUGAAUACAGCAGUCAACGAUACAACGGGUUUCUCCCCAUUUAUGCUAGUACAUGGACGUGAGGCUGUACCGGAUGGACGUGUCUACGGAGAUGUCGAAGACAUUGACGACAUACAGCUAAGCUCUCGAUCGGAGUACAUGCAGAAGUUGAGAGGACUCAAAGAGGUUUUCGUGAGAGUAGACUCAGAACUACAAAAAUCUCAUAGUCGCAAUGCCCGUUAUUAUAACCGUCGCCGGCGUGAUGCUUGUUACAACACCGGGGAUUUUGUUUGGAGGCGGACACAUAACCGUAGUGACGCCGAUAAAUUUAUAGCUCUUAAGCUAGCCCCGAAGUUCGAGAAGUGUAAGGUGAUACAAAAACUGUCAAACCUGGUCUAUCUUUUGGAAGAUGUUAACGGUAGGCAAGCGGAAUGCCAUUUAAAGGAUAUCCGUUGCAAAGUCAGUGAAUAGUUCCGUAGGCCACCGUUGUGUGUGUUGACUUACUCUAUUGAGUAAGCCAGCAAUGCCAAGGACUCAUUCACUAUGCGUCGUUGUGUUGCAAAGUCAGUAAAUAGUUCCGGAGGCCACCUUUGUGUGUGUUGACUUACUCUAUUGAGUAAGCCAACAAUGCCAAGGACUCAUUCACUAUGCGUCGGUAGUUUUUUUUGAGACUUUUUCCAUUUAAUUUAUUUCAGGGUUUACCUCAUUGCUUAGGGACUUUACUGAGUUCGUGAGUGACCCACAUAUUCCGAUUGUUUUAGGUGUUUAGGAUUUAGAGAUGGAGGGCCAUCUUUGAAUUUUUCUCGUACCCUCGAAAAAUUCUGGUGGGGACGGGGGUACUGUAACACCAUUAUUUUUGUAACUUAACAUUUCGUUUAUUGUUUACAAUAAACAUUAUGUUUGUUGUUUACUUUGUUAGUCUUGUCAAGUAUCAGCUGUCAAAUUCGACACACAGGAUAUAGUUUCAGUUGUUGUCUGUGGUCUUUUGAGAAAACUCGUGCUAGAUCGUCAUCGGACAGUGGUCAGUGGCGAUAUGACGCUCAGAACAAUGAUGGUGUUGACUGGCCACAGAGUAGUUUUGUGAGCUGGACCCGACGAUGAGCUGGCAUCCCGGUGAAGGUUUUUUCUUUUUCGGAACUGGCAAGGAGGCGAGCCAUUCUCUGUCAGAACGUCUCGAGUAGAACGUGUGUGGUUAGAUUUUUCUUCCCGGUCCGCGUGGCACAGGCCGUAUUGGUACCAAGUUCCUUGCUUCAUAUUUCCUGGUGAGUAUUUCGAUCGUGGGUUCAGGUUAUCUGAUUGGUCUACGAGAUAGAUUCUGACUAAGUUGUUUCUUUGCAGUUACCAGAUACGUGCCACAGACACCCACGCAGCAUCACACCACGUGUACCUAACCAGAAUUGCCGACAAUUUCAAUCCUGCCCGGUGAAGCGUGCGAUUGCCAGACGCGUGUCACCUGACCCCAACCUCCAAGGUAAGCGCCAUGACCUUCCACGUGUCAAUUAGGUUAUUUUGCAAGUGUCACGUUUAAACAGCAAAGCUACCGCCUUUGAGACAAGCUCUAACCUUCCCAUAAUUGUUUGAUUAGUGAUUGACCGUAGGUUUUAGGUUAGAAAUACCCAGGGGCCAUUCAAGACACGUCACUUGAGACAUGUUAGCUAGGCCUUCGCUGUCCUUACCGACCCAUCCUUGACCCAAGGCUGUUUCUCGCGAUUCCAGAAGGUGUCGUUGGUGACCAGAGCCGUCAGCGAGCCACGAGCCGUCCGGAGCUCCUGUCCUGGCUUCGUCCGGCAGUCCAGGUUGGCCGUUGUAUGUUCGUUGAGCGGAUACUAAGGAAUUUCCUUAGGAUUUCCAUUAAUCUUCAGCGGCAUCAGCCUUCUAACGCCGCUGCUGAAUGUAGGAUUGCAAAGGCAGCACCCGGGUGGACUCUAGCGGGUUAAAACCUUUAUUUUAUUAUUUUUUCUUCAUAGGGAGCCCCGAUAGAACGGGCAGUAGUAUCUAAAUUGCACUUUGAACGUUUUGUAGGCGCUAGGCUAUCAACGUCCUUCGGUUACGGGGCCUUAACGUUAAACUGCUAUCCCAUUGAAGUAAUAUAGAAGUUCCUCUGUGGUUAAUACCAUCCUUCUACCCCUGUGGCGUGAAACGCAGCGGUGGAACCUUGGUUUCUCCACUCUUAUAUAAUUUCCUUGCAAUACCUUGUAUACUUCAACCAGACAAUUAUAAGGACUUAAUCCCUGGUCUCAUUUAAGUAGUAUAAGAGUUUCUCUGUGGUUAAUACCAUCCUUCUACCCCUGUGGCGUGAAACGCAGCGGUGGAACCUUGGUUUCUCCACUCUUAUAUAAUUUCCUUGCAAUACCUUGUGUACUUCAACCAGACAAUUAUAAGGACUUAAUCCCUGGUCUCAUUUAAGUAGUAUAAGAGUUUCUCUGUGGUUAAUACCAUCCUUCUACCCCUGUGGCGUGAAACGCAGUGGUGGAACUUUGGUUUCUCCACUCUUAUAUAAUUUCUACAUAAUAAAUAUUAAUAAUUGUA
Plutella xylostella (diamondback moth) is the source of this 3615-nucleotide messenger RNA. Lineage: Eukaryota; Metazoa; Arthropoda; Insecta; Lepidoptera; Plutellidae. The record is from RefSeq and is a predicted model, not a curated record.